Messenger RNA from Rhizoctonia solani, 978 nucleotides. Its product is annotated as tranport-associated late exocytosis protein. Bases 1 to 978 code for a protein of 325 amino acids. Gene Ontology annotation, cellular component: membrane. The record is from RefSeq and is a predicted model, not a curated record. The transcript has 10 exons. NCBI's taxonomy places the organism in Eukaryota, Fungi, Basidiomycota, Agaricomycetes, Cantharellales, Ceratobasidiaceae.
AUGCCACAGGCCGAUUUCGGGUCCUACUCCCAAGAUGUCACUUUUGUGCACAAUUGCUUUCGCUUAUUCAGUAAUUGCGCCAGUCAUAGUGGCUUGGCCUUACUCGCGUUUGCUUUAUAUUAUAUUGCUUGGAAGUUCUUGUUCCUUUGGGUUUACGACCAACCUGAGCCUCAAGAAACUGGAGGGUUAUACUUUCCGCUUAUUGUCUCAAAUCUCUUCGUCGGACUGUACAUCGAGCAGCUUUGUUUGGCUGGGUUAUUCUUCCUGGAUGCUCGUAAAACCUCGUCGCUAGUCUGGGAAUCUUCAUGGUUAUCUUGCUCGUUAUCACCAUUGGAGUCCAGAUCCUGUUGCGCAAUCGUUCGAUCCAAUCACGAAUUUCCUGCCUAUGUCCAUUGCAACAAAAUCACUGCAAGACAGACAACGCCGUCAUCAAAGACAAGCCAAGGCCCUGCACAUGCCGUUACGAGUGAUAUAGAAGACGAGGAGAUGGAUCUUUUCAAGAGAGAUCGCCUUCAGACUUUGAUCCGCCGAAAGACAAGGACACAGGGUUCGCUCCUCCAGCGCCAGCAGGAGAGCCCGGCACGAGCAGGAUCCCCGAUUCGGCCCUCGAUUGGGAACCCCAAAACUCUUGACGCGUUCAAAUACUCAGGACUCGGCCAGGUCCAAAAGUCCAAUAAAUCGAAGAAAUCGGACAAAGAUAGGAUACAAAUUGCUCCAGCAGCUCCUGCGCAAAAAUCAAGUAUCGCUGGAAAUUCUAGCUCUGAGGAUGAUUCUGACUUGGACGAAUUUGCGUUUGAUCACCCGAACACAUACAAGGAUGCCCCGUGGAUAUGGAUCCCCCAGUACGGUGUUGUUAAAGAGUUACAUGCGGCAAAGGUAGAGGCCUCUGACGAAGGUGCCGAGAUGGACGAGAAAGGAGUGGUCAUAGUUAAGAGAAACCCUCCCGAAGAAGCCUGGAGCGGUGGUUUAGACAUAUAA